Molecule: messenger RNA, 1005 nt
Organism: Drosophila miranda
Lineage: Eukaryota; Metazoa; Arthropoda; Insecta; Diptera; Drosophilidae
Product: putative protein DDB_G0292252
Exons: 1
Coding region: 1-990 (329 amino acids)
Source: RefSeq, a predicted model, not a curated record
AUGGACAACAAAAACAAUGGGAAGGAAGUGGGGCAGCAGAGGGCGGACAAGGAUAAGGAAAGGCAGCCAGAGACAAUGCUGCCGGCGGCUGGCACCAACAGCAACAAUCAGACGACACAGAUCAACAACAAUAACAACAACAACAACAACAACAAAAACAAUAACAAUAGCAACAAAGGAAAAAAUCCAAAUGUCAAGAACAACAAUAACAGCAAAAAGAAUCCUGGCAACAACAAAGGACAACAGCAGCAGCAGCAACAACAGCAACAGCAGAAGAGCACCAAAAAGGGCAAACCCCAGAGGCAACAGAUCUUCCUGCAGUCGCUACCACGCGACACCAGCGACUACAGAAGCUACAACCACAGCAACAGCAACAAUAACAACAGUAGCCACAUUCUGGUCACAUCUGCAACAACCGACAAUGGGGUGACCAAAGUGAAUCCCGCCGAGCUUCUGACCGCCGCCCUGGCCGUGCCCUGUGCCAAGUGCUCGAAGCCAUCGAUGAUCACCCCCCUAACGUCCACCUCCGCAUCCCCCACCGCCGUCUCCACCGCCUCCAUUGUCAGUUCAUCGGCUUCGACCACCUCCAAUUCGGAGACCGCGAGCAAUUACAGCGAACUGAGCUUCCCCGAGCCGAUGGUCUACUCGGCCAAGCAGUACCGCAAAUCCAAAUCCUACAUGGGCGUCUCUAAGUACAACAGCUCCGGCUACGGCUCCUAUCAGAACUCCUCGGGUCGGAAUGGAUCCGGAAAUCAUGCCACCUAUAGACGCUCGCACAGCGAUCGACGCAACUCCUUUGAUCGGACAUUCGCCGAAAGGAAUCGCGACUUUGUGCCCAUUGUGCCCCCGCCGCGACCCGUCCUCUCGUCCUCGAACAUUGCCGGAGUCAUGGCCAGUUCCACCAAGCUGACGCUCAUCGAACGGUUCGGCAAAGGACGACUGGCGUAUCCCAUAAUGCAGGUGAGUUUUUUGUACCCUUUACUAUUUUAAAAACAAAACUGCCAA